This is a messenger RNA of Ooceraea biroi (clonal raider ant), 2205 nucleotides long. RefSeq names its product ring finger and WD repeat domain 3 (gene Rfwd3). Gene Ontology annotation, molecular function: protein binding; ubiquitin-protein transferase activity. Gene Ontology annotation, biological process: interstrand cross-link repair; protein ubiquitination. Gene Ontology annotation, cellular component: nucleus. The record is from RefSeq and is a predicted model, not a curated record. Lineage: Eukaryota; Metazoa; Arthropoda; Insecta; Hymenoptera; Formicidae.
CCACUACCCCUAUAACCCAUAUUUACGAAAAUUUCACGAAAGAGAUGAUUACAAAUUAGCUAAAAAAACUCGGCAACGAGUCUUUACUAUAUUUCUUUAAAAAGUAACGAAGUAAUACAACUCAACAGAACUUCAUUUUGAAGUAGUAGAUCUCAACAGCGAAGCGAACAAGAUUUUUUGGAGCACUUGACGGCGGAUUGGAAGAAUAUUUAUUUACGCAUUAUAGCUGUGUGGUUACAAAUGAUAUGAUUGGCAGAUCGGUGGAGUGUGGACCUGUGUUGCAUAGUUCGACAUAGAAAUUUAAAAACCAACAAAAGAUAUGUCUAAUCUAAUCAGUAACGAUCUAUUUAUGCCAUCCAUUUUAGAUGCUAUAAGAUACAACCACGUGGAAGUGGAGACAGAAGAGCAACAAGCUGUUCAAAUUGAUCAAGAACAUUCGUAUAACGACGAUAAUGCAGAAAGUAAUGACAAAGCUGAUGGUGUACCCAAGGGCUCGCAGCAAGAAGACGCGGUGAGCAGAAAUCUGGAUGAGUCAGACACGGACUCGGAUCAAGCAUGCCCAAUCUGCAUGGAACAGUGGACCAGCGCAGGCGAGCACCGCCUGUGCUGCCUGCGCUGUGGACAUUUGUUCGGACACAGCUGCAUCCUGCGAUGGCUGCAGCAUUCCUGCAACAGCACCAAUCGCCGUUGUCCACAAUGCAACAAGAAGGCCGCGGUGAAACACAUCAGAAUGUUGUACGCUAAGAAACUGACGACCAUCGAUACCUCCGAGUACGAGCAGCUGAAGAGGGACUUGAGCAACGCGUCGGCCGAGAAGCAGCGUCUGCACGAGGAGCUAUCGCAGUACAACAUCCGGCAGAGCGUGUACGAGCAGCAGCUGGCUUGCAUGAAGAAACGCAUCGCGGACCUGGAGAGCCACCAACGGUCGGAGAUCAUGGACCACGCGAGUCAGAGUGCCUCGAAUCUCUCCGCGAAGAAGUUUCACCUGGAACGGUCCGUAGAAAUCUGCAAGGAGGAGGGGUGCCGCGUACUGGACUACAACCCGUGGCACAGGCUUCUCGUUACCUCUCAAAAGUCGUCGAACCACCUGUUCAAGGGAUACGGUAUAAGGAAGUUCGAUUGCGAGUACUUUAACUUGCGGCAGUUCAUUUUCCUGCACGCCGACGCUAUAAGGGACGUGACGUUCCACUCGACGCAGCAGGAGCUCCUUCUCAGCGUCGGCUUCGACAAGUGCGCGAAGCUGCUGGAUGUUCACAACAACACAACGGUGCACACGUACGAGAUGCAACACUCGCUCUGGAGCUGUUGCUGGUCGGGUGACAACCCGUACGUCUUUCUAACCGGUACGCAAAACGGUAUUAUUAACCAGUUCGAUAUUAGGCAGACUUCCAGUGCCGUUAGCACGUUGGACGGCCACGGCGAUAGGUCGCCAGUCGUGUCGAUGGCGACGGUGCCGCCAAACCCCGGCAGUGGCGUCAGUAGGGGUGGAUUCAUAGCGUGUCGCUUGAAUUCCUGUUACGCGUACGAAGUCAAGGAUUCCGCGUACGUCCCCAAGCAGGUGUUUCUCGAAGGCCCGUUUGUUUGCGUACGCUACGACGAGAGGAAUCGCCACUAUCUCAUAUCCUCCCGUCCCAGUGUCAGGCAAUCACACGCGAGACACGUAGUGUGUACCAUCGAGAAGAGCAGGUCGAACGAAGACGUAAUCAUGUGUAACGCCGUGCACACGCUUCAAGCGGGUAACUCUCAGCAACUUCUGUCACGGCCGUGUCACUUGUACGCGGACAACGACACGCUAGUCGCGGCACACGUAGAAUCAAACAGCACUGUAUCAUUGUGGAGCGUAGGGAGCGGCAGGCAGCUGCACAGUCUUCCGGUAACGGAUCCCGUCUUGGAUCUAUGUUCCUUCGACGUUAACAAUUAUUUAGUUCUGGCGACCCUUUCUAAAAAGAGACUUAGACUGUAUAAUUAUGGACAAUUAGCUUAAGUAAUGAAGUACAAAAAUACAGAAAAAUACCACACGGUCUGCUACACUGUUUGCUACUUGUGAUAUUCGCCAGGAGUCCUGAUAAUAUAUUAUUGAUUAUUGUAUCUUCUUUUUGUGUUGCAGUGAUAUGUUAUAUAUAGACAUGAAAAAACUUUUGUUAAAAACGGAAAUAUGUGUAAAGAUCAUUUCAAAUAAUAAUCUAUUAUUAUUUUUCUACAACA